AUGGAGCGAAGACAUUUGAACACUGAGUUGACAAUCACUUUUAGUAUCCUUGGAGUGGCUCUUUUUUGAAUCUGUGUGUCUACUGUGAUCAUACUUUGCCACUUGUUAAGGAAACAUAAAGUAGCAGCUACUGCGAAGAAGAGAAUUGAGUAUAAAUAAAAACAGGACUGAUAGUCAGAUCAAACUUGAAACAAACCGAAACCUGGUUGAUAUCGAGCAGAGUUCGAACAAAUCUGAAUCGAAGAGGCUAGAGUUCAGCUCGAUUUGUCAAGAUAGGUUUGAGAAUAAAGUACGAGAGUUCAGUUCAAUUACCUCACAAAUGCCCAGAGCAUCUGUGAAGGUACCAGAUCAGAAGGAGGAAGUUGAGAUAAAGAAGGAGGAUAAGAUGUAAGAGUCAUGUUUAAUUUGUGCCCUAUUUUAAA
Moneuplotes crassus is the source of this 422-nucleotide messenger RNA. NCBI's taxonomy places the organism in Eukaryota, Ciliophora, Spirotrichea, Euplotida, Euplotidae. The record is from the annotation of a GenBank genome assembly.